Molecule: messenger RNA, 1853 nt
Organism: Cryptotermes secundus
Lineage: Eukaryota; Metazoa; Arthropoda; Insecta; Blattodea; Kalotermitidae
Exons: 2
Coding region: 111-1595 (494 amino acids)
Source: RefSeq, a predicted model, not a curated record
CGCCGACAGACGCAUUCGGGACAGUGAGGAGCACGGCCAUCAGUCUUUCGGAAGCACAAGAACCGUGAAGUUUGGAAGUUCUCCGCGUCUGGCGGUGUUCCAGAAUAACUAUGGGCACACGGAUGCUGAAGAUUUUUAAACGCAGUCUUCGGCAGUACGCUGAGCAUUGGAUAAGCAGGUUGCGUUUUGCUGGCGCCCAGUCCCGAGAAGAAUGGCUCCGAGUGAUUCAGUUGAUAGAGAGAGAAUGUGUAACGUUUAGCGAGUACAUCGCCUGGCUGGGAUCACACGGAACUGAAACCAUCAACUGCAUAGCAAGAGAAUUUGUUCAGAUCAUAAAUGAUUACGACGAAGACAACGGACGUCUGUUUAAUACUCCUGACGACUUAACAACCCAUAAGCACAUCUGUCGCAGUAUGUUGGCAGCUAUGUUGUCCCCUAAUAUAACGGAUUGGAAUAUCGGCCUUGCAACGUCAGCAUUAAUGAAAGAGCUCAUGAUAUUGUCAUUCCCAAGACUCCCGAAUAUUACAUGCCUAAGGGUAGCGCCAGAUACACUCAAUGAAUGUUCCUCGUUGUUUACAAAUAAUAUCCGGACGUUAAAACAUUUGCAAGAAUUCUAUUUCCCAUUCGGAUGCUCCACGCAGGUAUUGGCAGAAUUGGGGAAACAUUGCAACCAACUCAGGAGGCUUUCUGUAAUGUCAUCUAAAUAUGUGGACGACGACAGCAUAACCCACUUGCUGAAACUCACUAAGUUGGUAUUUCUGAACGUUGACGACACUGCCAUUAGUCCCAAAUGUUACGGCACGAUAAUCUGUAGCUUGCCAGAUCUUGGGAAUAUCACUUGGACAAGCCCUGUGGAUGAUGUUCUGUUGAGCAUCACCAAGGAGGGCCUUCCUUCAGUGAAAUCACUGAAUGUAAGUGUGCGAAGUGUGCUCAUUGUGGUCCUCAAAUGUCCGUUCGUCACGCACUUAUCACUACUCGGAGCCAAAGAUAGCUUAUUGAGCCUUAGGGAACUUGUUGCUGUGGCAGUGUUGACACUUGUGAGCUGCGACUUCGACGCUGUUAACUUGGCCGCCGUCUUGCAAGGUAUUGGCCCCAAGCUCAGAGAGCUAUAUUUGAGUAAAGUCACUAAUGUGAGAAUUCAGUAUUUGUUAAAGUUUUGCGAUUCCCUCGAGACACUCUUCAUCGACUGCUGUGAAUUUAUUCCUUCAGAAAUUCGCCACUUCGAUCAUGAAUUGCCACAUUUCCGAAGCCUCUCGUCUCUAGAACUGAGAGCAAACCGGUGGUAUGGAAAAAUGCAUUCUUUUUUGUUGUACUAUGUUAAUUUGAAAGUGUUAACUGCGAGAUGCACCCCGGAGAUAGACGACAGGACUAUAAUGUCUGUUCUCCAAUACAAAGGAUUUCGGCGGCUCAAGAAAUUCUCGGCGAUUAAUUGUGGACCACUGAGUAUGAUCUCCGCCUCUUUACUCAUAAAGGAGUGUGCCAAUCUGAACUGUCUCAAAGGUGUCGGAACUUGGUCUGGAGUUACUGAGGAAGACAUAGUCAAUCUGAUGCGCAUGACGAGGUACGGUAGGGUCCCAAUUACUAUAGUUCUAUAGGCAUCCCUGACAGUAAUACCUAAAGAGGUGCUGUAAUAUUAACGUCGUUUUGUAUCUUGUGAUUUAAAAAUUUGUUUCAAAUUGUGUUGCUACAUUUACAUCUCAGUACACAUGACAAACUGGAAGACACUUGAGUAGCAGAAUACAACACGUUUUACAAUAAUAAUAAUUUGAUCUCAUUUUGAAGAUAGUAUCUAUGUAUUCAACAAAUAUUUUAAGAUAAUUUUAUGUUAAUAAAUGAGACUGAAAUGAAACUAA